UACUUCCCUCCAGCUGCUGGCCAAUGAGCGCCGUGCCUCCUCCUCCUCCACCUCCUCCUCUCCCCGCGUGCGUUCGGUAAACGCGCGCGGAGGCGGGGAGGCGGGGAGAGGUGGAGGUGGGGGGGGGGGAGUGUAACAGUGCCGGGAGAGAGCGAGCGCGCGCGGCGUGUCGGAGUGCGUUUCCACGUGCGCUGCGCGGAUGCUGAAUCGUGGCUGUGCGAACAACAGCAGCAGCAGCAGCAGCAGCUUUAAGGCUUUAGGUAUCAGGCAUGUCCAAUCCGGCUCACGACCCGUUCUACGCCUCUCCGUUCGGGCCCUUCUACCGGAGACACGCGCCGUACGCCGUGCAGCCCGAGUACCGGAUCUAUGAGCUGAACAAGCGGCUGCAGGCCCGGACUGAGGAGAGCGACAAUCUGUGGUGGGAUGCGUUCGCUACCGAGUUCUUUGAGGAGGACGCCACGCUGACCCUCUCCUUCUGCCUCGAGGAUGGACCAAAGAGAUACACAAUCGGCCGGACCCUGAUCCCCCGCUACUUCAGCACGGUGUUUGAAGGAGGAGUGACAGACCUCUACUACAUCCUCAAACACUCCAAAGAGUCGUUCCACAACUCCUGCAUCACUGUCGACUGCGACCAGUGCACCAUGGUCACGCAGCACGGCAAGCCCAUGUUCACCAAGGUGUGUACAGAGGGACGUCUGAUCCUGGAGUUUGCCUUCGAUGACCUGAUGCGGAUUAAGACGUGGCACUUCACCAUCAGGCAGUACCGCGAGCUCAUCCCACGCAGCGUCCUCGCCAUGCACGCUCAAGACCCUCAGGUUCUGGAGCAGCUCUCCAAAAACAUCACCCGAAUGGGUUUGACUAACUUCACGCUCAACUACCUCAGGCUGUGUGUGAUCCUAGAACCCAUGCAGGAGCUCAUGUCCAGACACAAGACGUACAGCCUCAGCCCCAGAGACUGUCUGAAGACGUGCCUGUUUCAGAAAUGGCAGCGCAUGGUGGCACCUCCAGCAGGACAUCCACAGAACUUCAAAACGGAAAUCUUCCCCACAAAUCACAAGAAAGAGCCUACUCGACAGACCACAACAAAGAGGAGGAAGAGGAAGAACUCAGCCAGCAGUGCAUCUAACAGCAGCCACGGCAACAGCACGGGCGGCAAGAAACGCAGUCCGGCCAACAGCUUCAGCCUGAGCAGCCAGGUACCUGACGUGAUGGUAGUCGGAGAGCCCACUCUGAUGGGCGGCGAGUUCGGCGACGAGGACGAGCGGCUGAUCACGCGGCUGGAGAACACGCAGUACGACGCCACCAACGGCCUCGACGACGACGACGACUUCACCAGCUCGCCAGCGCUCAACAACAGCAGCCCCUGGGCUAAAGCGCCGCCUCCGGGCCAGGACAGCAAAACCGAGAGCACGGCCUCGCAGGCCUCGCAGUAACCAGACACAGUUCUAUCUUUCUGUCGCACUCCCUCUGUCUUUCUCUCUCUGACUUUACUUUCAACCCAGAUGCUCUAAUUCCCAUCUCAUGGCGUCCGUGGGGUCCAUUUUUCACCACGGACUUCAAUGUGUCCAGUGAUACACAGCACCGAGAAGCUGAACGGGCCUGACGAGGGAAAUUUUCCACAAAGAAAAAAAAAAGAUGAAGAAGAAGAUUGACACGUGAGAUGUUCAGCUGAUAAACUAUAGGUGGUCAACGAGGUAGCAAUACAUGUCCAUGGCGACUCCUGUCUGGACGACAAUUAAUCAGUGAAGAGAUAACUGCAGCUGGAUGGUCCAUCACUGGAGAGCCCCUGAGAUCUGAUGCGCAUUUGCAUUUGCAUAUACUUCACAUUUCUUUUUUCAAUUUUGAGCGUUUUUUUCCCCAACACAACAAACUGGCUAAGUCCUAAAUCCCAUCCUUUUACAUGCUAGUAUGCGGCUUAGGACAUAUCCACUGCUUCUGAUGAAGACAGACAUUGCUGAGGGAAGGACAAGUUUCUCUAGCUGUAUAAUUUACCCCAAAGCUAUUUUGUUUUCUGGGUCUAAAUGUGUUAUUUUUAAGGAUUUGUGAAUAUGCCGUGAUCUCCUUGUACAAUCUUUGAUUGAAGGCACAUACUACAAACAUAUUCCCUCUGUAUCCCUUUAAUAAACCUCUUACCAGACUGGACUGUAACUUGUUGCUGCAUGAUAUUUUGAAAUCUGUAAACUGUUUUUGUUUAUUCCUCGGUCUGAAGCCAUGUUGUGUUCAGUUUAUCGGUUUAGAACCACCUACAGGGUCGUUCCUCUGUACAUAUGGAUGCAGUCCGCUCUGGUGCAGCCCAUCGAAGACCACUGAUCCUCAUCCAUGAUGGCAGCUCUUUUAAUUGACCUUCAGUUGACACUGUUUUUUCUCACUAAUGUGCACCUGAACGAGAAAAGUAAGAAUUGCUCAUCGGAGAUUAGCUAACACACGAACAGGUCGUGGAUAUACGUAUGCUCACGGGGUAUUUUAAUAGUAACGCCUCUACACCUGCUCAUUCAUGCAGUUAUCCAAUAGGCAGACCGGUUCGAGCCGACAGGAAGGUUACGGUAGCUCAAAUAACCACUCUUUAUAACCGUGUUGAGCAGAAAAGCAUCCCAAAACAUCGCCUGGUCUUUUUCCAGUCUUUAACUGUUAGACUGUUUAGACUCAGAUUCCUGGAGAUGACAGGAGUGGAACCACAUGUGGUCUUUUGUUGUUGUAGCCCAUCCGUCUCGAGGUUCGACGUGUCGUGCUUUCUGACGUGCUUUUCUGCUCACCACGGUUGUAAAGAGUGGUUAUUUGAGUUACCUUAGCCUUCCUGUCAGCUCAAACCAGUCUGGCCAUGUCAAAUGCCUCAUGAACAAGACAUUUAAACCUGCAGAACUGGACAGGAAUAAUUGUGUUACUGUUAAAUGUUAUUGAAAUGAAUAUACAGUGACAUGACCUUCAACGUUGAUGAUGAUGAUGAUGAUGAUGAUGAUGAUUGGCCCAACCAAAACAUCCAUUUUUGGUCUGUUCAUUUGUGUUUUAAUAGUUUUUACGACUGCUUAUGUUUUUUUUUUCCCAAAGAUCCCAAUGUAUUUCCAGUUCCAACACAAUGGAGUUCUUCUACUCUGAUCUUAUAUUAUUAGAACUCUGCACUGUUUGUAUAAUAUUUAGCAGAGGUGUUUUCGUGUCAUAUCCAAAGUCUUGUAUGUAUGCUUUGCGAUUUUGUGUGCCAAUAAAAUGUGCUUAGGCCUA
Molecule: messenger RNA, 3216 nt
Organism: Ictalurus furcatus (blue catfish)
Lineage: Eukaryota; Metazoa; Chordata; Actinopteri; Siluriformes; Ictaluridae
Gene: ldb2a
Product: LIM domain binding 2a
Exons: 9
Coding region: 270-1433 (387 amino acids)
Biological process (GO): nervous system development; positive regulation of transcription by RNA polymerase II; negative regulation of transcription by RNA polymerase II
Cellular component (GO): transcription regulator complex; nucleus
Molecular function (GO): LIM domain binding
Source: RefSeq, a predicted model, not a curated record